This is a messenger RNA of Cannabis sativa, 1915 nucleotides long. Its product is annotated as UDP-N-acetylglucosamine diphosphorylase 1. The record is from RefSeq and is a predicted model, not a curated record. Gene Ontology annotation, molecular function: UDP-N-acetylglucosamine diphosphorylase activity. Bases 258 to 1730 code for a protein of 490 amino acids. Gene Ontology annotation, biological process: UDP-N-acetylglucosamine biosynthetic process. The transcript is spliced from 15 exons. NCBI's taxonomy places the organism in Eukaryota, Viridiplantae, Streptophyta, Magnoliopsida, Rosales, Cannabaceae.
CUUGUCUUCGUCGCCACUACUACUGUCGUCUCUUGGCACUAUCUUACUCACUCCCUCACAUUCAUGAUUCAUCUUUACUACUAAUAAUAAUAUUAAUAAUAAUAAUAAUAAUAAUAUUAUAAUUACAGUUGAAAGCUGAGCUCAGUCAAGACAUGAGCCUUACUGCCACUGCUGAUUCCGAGAGAGAGAGAAACACAGACAGAGAUCUAUCUACCGAUUCUAGAGAGAGAAACCUUCCAUUUUUCUAGAAAGAAAAAAUGAGGGAACUAAUGGCCGAUGCUUCCUCAUUGCCACAACAACCUCAAACGCCGCCUCAGGCUUUGCUGGAGAGACUCAAGGACUUCGGCCAAGAAGAUGCAUUUGCUCUCUGGGACGAGCUUUCCCCCGAAGAACGCCUCAUUCUUGUCAAUGAUAUCGAGAGUUUAGAUCUUUCGAGAAUAGAUCGGGUUAUCCGAUGUUCAUUUCGGUCUCAUGGCCUUCCGGCAGCUGCUAUUGAGCCGGUACCGGAGAGCUGUGUAUCAACGGUGGAGGAGCGGACACUUGGGGACAGAGAGAGAUGGUGGAAGAUGGGUUUGAAAGCAAUCUCAGAUGGAAAAUUGGCUGUGUUGCUUUUGUCUGGUGGCCAGGGAACUCGGCUUGGUAGUUCAGAUCCAAAGGGGUGCUUCAAUAUUGGGCUUCCAUCUGGAAAGUCACUAUUUCAACUCCAAGCUGAACGAAUCUUGUGUGUUCAGAGUUUAGCUGCUGAAGCCAUAAAUGAUGGUUCCUCUGGUUCAAUGCAAAUACAUUGGUAUAUUAUGACAAGUCCAUUCACUGAUGAGGCCACACGCAAAUUUUUUGAAAGUCACAAGUUUUUUGGUCUUGAACCUGAUCAAGUUACCUUUUUUCAACAAGGAACCAUACCUUGCGUUUCGAAAGAUGGUAGAUUUAUAAUGGAAACACCAUACAAAGUAGCUAAGGCUCCGGAUGGGAAUGGAGGAGUUUAUACAGCGCUGAAGUCCUCAAAAUUAUUAGAAGAUAUGUCCAUGAGAGGAAUUAAAUAUGUGGAUUGCUAUGGUGUUGACAAUGCAUUGGUUCGUGUAGCUGAUCCAACUUUCGUGGGUUAUUUCAUUGAUAAAGGUGUUGUUGCUGCUGCUAAGGUUGUCCGUAAGGCAUACCCCCAAGAGAAAGUUGGUGUCUUUGUGCGCCGAGGAAAAGGUGGUCCUCUAACUGUUGUCGAAUACAGUGAGUUGGAUCCAACUAUGGCUUCUGCAAUUAAUCAAGGAACUGGACGCCUUCGGUAUUGUUGGAGUAAUGUAUGCCUGCACAUGUUUACUCUGGAUUUCCUGAACCAAGUGGCAAAUGGCCUUGAGAAAGACAGCAUCUACCAUCUUGCUGAGAAGAUAAUUCCUUCUAUUCAUGGACAUACAAUGGGAUUUAAACUGGAGCAGUUCAUAUUUGAUGCAUUUCCAUAUGCGCCUUCUACUGCCCUUUUUGAGGUAUUACGCGAAGAAGAGUUUGCACCUGUUAAAAAUAUCAAUGGGUCAACUUUUGACACUCCGGAAAGUGCUAAACUUCUUGUUCUCCGCCUUCAUUCUCGUUGGGUAGUUGCUGCUGGUGGAUUCUUAACACAUUCAGUGCCUUUAUAUGCAACUGGUGUAGAGGUAUCGCCACUUUGUUCAUAUGCUGGAGAGAAUCUAGAAGCUAUAUGCCGUGGCAGAACCUUUCAUGCUCCCUGUGAGAUUACAUUCUAAACAUGAUUUCUUUUGUAUGUUCUAUAAUUUUAUUUGUGCAGCUCCUUUCAAGCAUAAAUUAAUUGAGAAACUCCACCCAUGUCAUGUUCAUUCUAACCUACACGAUUUUAGAGUGAACUGCUGAUUAACUGAUGUAUGAAAGAUGUUUUCUUGGGUUGUUUUUAAACGUACUUCAAUUCUUUCAA